Oryctolagus cuniculus (rabbit) is the source of this 2677-nucleotide messenger RNA. The record is from RefSeq and is a predicted model, not a curated record. Lineage: Eukaryota; Metazoa; Chordata; Mammalia; Lagomorpha; Leporidae.
AGCGAACACACACAUAUUGGCCUUUCUAAAAGUGCCUGUGCUAUGAUGUACUGAAAAAGUGCUAGGUCAAAAAGUGCUAAUGUUCUUUGAAUUAAUGGUCUUUCUGUUUUUCACUUCUCUGAUCUUGCCACAUUAGCUGUCCACCUGCUUCCACCUGGUGUAUUUAAGUUCUGUGCCUUUAUUUUUUUUUUCCUGUCUUUAAAUGACUUGGUAUCCCUUUAACUCAUCACAGUGUUUAUUCUGUCCGCACUGAUUUCAUGCAAGAUCAUGCUGUAUAAAUAAGCAUACAGUACCCAUUAGUGGAAAACAGAUCAGCGGGCUAACGCAGUGAGACAGGAUCUGGCCCUAUAAGAGAAAGCGCUGCUUCCUAAGUGUGCAGCGUGCCCAGCAUCAGAAGGGUUCAGGUAAGCCUACUGUGUGUAGGAAGAACCUCUGUCUAGAUCCUAGGGCCCCUUCCAACCCUGAGGUUCCACAAUUCUUCCACAGACUAGACACUCUUUAGGAUAACUCAGAGAUGGACAACAGGAGCUAAGAAUGUUUUCUUCGCGUUUGAUAGCCCCUGAAAGCGAUGGAGACUCACGACGUGAAGUCGCAGGAAGGCGGGGUGUCAGCAUGCGGUGAAUGGCGCUGUUGGCGCAGAGCCACGCCCAUCUGUCCCCCGUGUCUGCCGGCUUCCCUCGCAGGCCUCACGGGCAGAGCGCGGUGUGUCACGGAGCCCACUUGGCACGCACAGCCGCACGUGUUGACCGUCUGGCUCUUCCAGAAAACACUUGCCGACUCCUGGCCCCACUCCCUCCGUCCUGCGGCCUGCUAGCGAAGUUCGGCGGCGGUCCCCGGGAGGGCAGGAGAGCCCCGACAAGUGUUUACACUCGCUGUGGCGUGAACACGCCUGCCAGGCUGACUCCAGGCUCCAGGAGUCGCGGGCUUCCGGACAGUGCAGAAUCUGAGAAAGGAAGGCGCCCCAGACGCGCCAGCCAGGCACAGGGCCAUCGAGUCCCUCCACUCCCGCCUCCCUCUGAGAGACAGGGUCGCUGUCCCAGGCACAGGGCGAUCCAGUCCCUCCACUCCCGCCUCCCUCUGUGAGAGACGGGGUCGCUGUCCCAGGCACAGGGCGAUCCAGUCCCUCCACUCCCGCCUCCCUCUGAGAGAGACGGGGUCGCUGUCCCAGGCACAGGGCGAUCGAGUCCCUCCACUCCUGUCUCCCUCUGAGAGACGGGGUCGCUGUCCUAGGCACAGGGCGAUCCAGUCCCUCCUCCCGCCUCCCUCUGAGAGACGGGGUCGCUGUCCCAGGCACAGGGCUAUGGCGGUCCCUCCACUCCCGCCUCCCUCUGAGAGACAGGGUCGCUGUCCCAGGCACAGGGCUAUGGCGGUCCCUCCACUCCCGCCUCCCUCUGAGAGAGACGGGGUCGCUGUCCCAGGCACAGGGCGAUCCAGUCCCUCCAUUCCCGCCUCCCUCUGUGAGAGACACGGUCGCUGUCCCAGACACAGGGCGAUCCAGUCCCUCCAUUCCCGCCUCCCUCUGAGAGACGGGGUCGCUGUCCCAGGCACAGGGUGAUUGAGUCCCUCCACUCCCGCCUCCCUCUGAGAGACGGGGUCGCUGUCCCAGGCACAGGGCGAUCCAGUCCCUCCACUCCCGCCUCCCUCUGAGAGACUGAGAGACGGGGUCGCUGUCCCAGGCACAGGGCGAUCCAGUCCCUCCAUUCCCGCCUCCCUCUGAGAGACGGGGUCGCUGUCCCAGGCACAGGGCUAUGGCGGUCCCUCCUCCCGCCUCCCGCUCCUGCUGGCCACACUCACCUUUCACAUCCUUAGCAACUAUGCUCAUGCACCUCUUAGAACAGGUACGGAACUCUUCCCUCCCUCAGCCCUCAGCGACACCGGGCGAUUCCCGGAGCACCCCGGCACGCUUCUCAGAACACCUUGAGACUGGGGAUCCCGGCCUCAGCCAGGCGAUGAGGCAGCCCGGUCCCCGCUGGCCCCCGGGGGGCCGCCACCUCUCCAGGAGCGGGGACGCGGUGUCCACCCCGCCUCGCGGCACCCCUGCCCCGGGAGCCGUCCCACGGGAGCCGCACCCCUGCCCCACGCCUCCACCCCCGGCUCCGUCCCACGGGAGCCGCACCCCUGCCCCACGCCUCCACCCCCGGCUCCGUCCCACGGGAGCUGCACCCCUGCCCCACGCCUCCACCCCCUGCUACGUCCCACGGGAGCUGCACCCCUGCCCCACACCUCCACCCCGGCUCCGUCCCACGGGAGCCGCACCCCUGCCCCACGCCUCCACCCCCGGCUCCGUCCCACGGGAGCCGUACCCCUGCCCCACGCCUCCACCCCCGGCUCUGUCCCACGGGAGCCGCACCCCAGCCCCACGCCUCCACCCCCGGCUCCGUCCCACGGGAGCUGCACCCCAGCCCCACGCCUCCACCCCCUGCUACGUCCCACGGGAGCUGCACCCCUGCCCCACACCUCCACCCCGGCUCCGUCCCACGGGAGCCGCACCCCUGCCCCACGCCUCCACCCCCGGCUCCGUCCCACGGGAGCCGUACCCCUGCCCCACGCCUCCACCCCCGGCUCUGUCCCACGGGAGCCGCACCCCAGCCCCACGCCUCCACCCCCGGCUCCGUCCCACGGGAGCUGCACCCCUGCCCCACGGGAGCGCUGACCAGUGACCCAGCGCUGUGCUCUC